AUGACGCGAGCGAUCGGUGAAGGACGCGGUGGAACGGCGCGAAAUCGGGACCGUGGACGAAUGCGCUCGAGCGCGGUGAUGCGGCGCGCGCGAACGUUCGCGAGCGACGGUGCCGCGGUGGAAAGCGGCUCGGAGGAUGAAGACGACUCGGAGGACGAGGGCGACGCGAGCGGGCGAAGGGGGAAGCGCCGUGAAAAGAUAAAGUACGUCGUUCCGGAUUCGGUGCCGAACGAUCCGCCAAUGUUGCGGACGCUUUUGGUGCGGAGCGAUAACGAUGCGGCGUUGGCGACGACGAAGACGUGCGCAGAGGCAUUAAGUUUGGCGACGGAGACGUUGGCCGGAGGCGGGCAGCCGCCGUCGUCGAGGGCGAUGCGCAUAAUCAUCACAAAGGUUAAGACUUCGGAUGACGUUCGAGCGGUGUUCGAUUUCAUGGCGAAGAUUUUUCAGAUUCGUCUGGCGAAGCACACGGACGCGGCGACCGCGCCGUACUGGUCGGAGCGAGUGAUAUUAGACCUCUAUUCGCACAUGUUCAACGCGAAAGAUUACGAAAACGCGGCGUGGGCGGCGGAGAACUUCCCGAUUCUCGGCGUGCGACCGUCGAGCUUGACGGCGAAGCAAGUGUUCUUCACUCUGUAUAUGGGGCCGUUUGACCUCCUCUAUCGCGGGUACGAGGCUUUGAGAGAGAGAUAUGGAACUGCGUCAUUUGCCACGGCGACGAUGAUCGGGGCGUCGCUCGACAACAACCAGAUCGACCUCGCUCGCGAGUACGUGGACGCUUUCAUGGAGAGUGAGGCAACGAUUCCAUCCAAAACGUUUUACAAGUUUUGUAAGGUGGCCGUGAGAAAGGGCGACGCAGCGAACGCGAAAUGGGCUCAGGAGAUGUAUCUCCAGUCCAUCAAGCACGCGUGUGCGCACCGCAUCAAGCGUGCGAACGAGAUUAACGCUCAAAUUGAUGACGGGACCUAUAAGGGCAAGCUGAAACAGAAGAUUCAGAUAGACCCGAAGUUGCACGAUCCUAAGCCGUUGAUGCCCUUUUAUUUUAUCACUACAGCGCAGAUGCACCUUCUCCACGGCGAAGUGGAGGCUGCGUCGAACGCACUCAAUGACAUGCCGUCCUUCGAACACAAGUACGUGCACGUCGGAGAAGACACCGGUGAAGGGGUGGAUGGAUCGACUUCUUCCGCGUCUGUCCGUACGAGAAACGUCGAAACGGAGUGUUUGGAGACGUUUUCGUCGUGGCCGUCCAAGCUCUACGUCGACGAAGGAUUCAGCGGCGAACCCACGCCGGAGACUCUACGCGAGACCAUGAAAGCGGCGAUCGCCGGCAUCGCGCGCGAUGAUAUCCGAUCCAUCUUUGAGCGCGUCGACGUGGACUCCGUCUUCGACGCGCUCGAAGCGAAACCCACCGAAGCGGAAGCCGCCGCCGGAGACGUAGAGGAACAACGAGCGGACGAACCGGAGCAACAGAAGGAAGACUAG
Molecule: messenger RNA, 1479 nt
Organism: Ostreococcus tauri
Lineage: Eukaryota; Viridiplantae; Chlorophyta; Mamiellophyceae; Mamiellales; Bathycoccaceae
Product: unnamed product
Exons: 1
Coding region: 1-1479 (492 amino acids)
Source: RefSeq, a predicted model, not a curated record